Messenger RNA from Danaus chrysippus (African queen), 1506 nucleotides. Lineage: Eukaryota; Metazoa; Arthropoda; Insecta; Lepidoptera; Nymphalidae. The record is from the annotation of a GenBank genome assembly.
AUGGUUUUAGCAGAUUUAGGUCGAAAAAUAACAACAGCUCUACAGUCUCUCAGUAGAGCAACUAUAAUCAAUGAAGAGGUACUGAAUUCUAUGCUAAAGCAGAUUUGUGCUGCUUUAUUAGAGGCCGAUGUAAAUAUUCGUUUAGUCAAAAAUCUCAGAGAAAAUGUCCGAGCAGUCAUUGAUUUUGACGAAAUGGCGGGAGGGCUCAACAAAAGACGGAUGAUACAGUCUGCUGUAUUCAAGGAACUAGUUAAGCUGGUAGAUCCAGGUGUAAAACCAUACCAACCAGUUAAGGGAAAGCCAAAUGUCAUUAUGUUUGUUGGUUUACAAGGUUCAGGUAAAACUACCACUUGUACCAAACUUGCCUACCACUAUCUAAGGAAAAACUGGAAAUCAUGCUUAGUUUGUGCUGACACAUUCAGAGCUGGUGCCUAUGAUCAGGUUAAACAGAAUUGUACUAAGGCAAGGAUACCGUUUUAUGGAAGUUACACUGAAGUAGAUCCAGUAGUGAUUGCUUCAACCGGAGUUGAUAUGUUCAAAAAGGAAGGUUUCGAAAUGAUCAUCGUGGAUACCAGUGGUCGGCACAAGCAGGAAGAAUCUCUCUUCGAAGAGAUGUUGGCAGUUGCUACGGCUAUUAAACCCGAUAACAUUAUAUUCGUGAUGGACGCAACAAUUGGUCAAGCUUGUGAGUCCCAAGCUCGUGCCUUCAAGGAUAAAGUAGAUAUUGGUUCAGUCAUCAUCACCAAGUUAGAUGGACAUGCUAAGGGUGGUGGUGCAUUAUCAGCUGUAGCGGCAACACAAAGUCCUAUUAUAUUCAUUGGUACCGGAGAACAUAUUGACGAUUUGGAACCAUUCAAAACAAAGCCCUUCAUCAAUAAACUGCUUGGUAUGGGAGACAUUGAGGGUCUACUUGAUAAAGUUCAUGAAUUAAAACUAGAUGACAACGAUGAACUCUUGGAGAAACUGAAACAUGGUCAAUUCACAUUGAGGGCCAUGUACGAACAGUUUCAGAACAUCAUGAAAAUGGGACCGUUCUCUCAGAUUAUGGGCAUGAUCCCGGGAUUCUCUCAAGACUUAAUGUCGAAGGGAAGUGAACAGGAAUCUAUGGCGAAACUUAAACGGCUUAUGACCAUCAUGGAUUCUAUGAAUGAAGGUGAAUUGGAUCAUCGUGAUGGAGCUAAGUUGUUUUCGAAGCAGCCGACUCGAAUAACAAGAGUCGCACAAGGCGCUGGCGUGACCGAGAGAGAUGUUAAAGACCUAAUCGCCCAGUACACUAAAUUUGCAGCGGUUGUAAAGAAAAUGGGUGGCAUCAAAGGUUUAUUCAAGGGCGGUGAUAUGGCUAAGAAUGUUAACCAGACUCAAAUGGCCAAACUUAAUCAGCAAAUGGCCAAGAUGAUGGACCCUAGGAUUCUUCAGCAAAUGGGAGGAAUGUCAGGCUUGCACAACAUGAUGAGACAGUUACAACAAGGCUCAAGCGGUAUGAACAGUUUAAUGGGCGGCAAAUGA